UGUGGGGGGGGGGGGGGGGGGGGGGGGGUACCAUCUGUUCAUUUCUCAGUCGAGCGGUCAGAGAAAGAGUUGAUCGACAGCGCACUUCAAAUCCUGUUGCCCUCUUUUCAUAACCUUCCUGUUUUGACAUGCACUCUCCGGCGAUGUAUGGAUGGUGACCCUACUCUUGGGAACAUUUCAGAUGUCCGCAGACUCCAAAAAAAACGGGUUCUCUGCUUUGAGACAAUGGAUUGUGGUUGUGGUGUGAAGGCUUCGCUGCUGCUACUGCUGUAACCGACCGGUGGAUCAUGGAAGGGGUACGUGCUUCUGAUGCGGGUUCGGGACAUUUUAUGGACCCUGCCAUGGGCGCCCAAGUGGCACAGAGUGCGACCAACAUAGCGGGAUUUAACAGCGAUGACACCCUGUUACCACUCACUGGAUCCCGGGCGUAUUUGGACGUUUCGCCAGCAGCAGGGCACCCGUUCUACGGAGGAUCGGAAGUAGUUUAUACCAACGGGCGAUACAGAGAGCACUGCAGUCCAAGACUUGGAGGUAGAAGCCGCGAUAAUUCAGCCGAGCGAAGUCACGGAGCUGCAAACACACCUUGCGGCAUCAUGAAGGAUGGCUCCAAGCAGAGGCAAGUAAGGAAGAAGACCGUCUCCUUCAGCUCCAUGCCCAAUGACCGCAAGAUAAGCAGCACGGCCGCCUGCAUGGCCUUCAUGAUGGAGGGCUGCGAGAUGAAGAAAGUGCGCUCCAAUUCGCGCAUGUACAACCGCUACUUCCUGUUGGACCCUGACAUGCAUUGGCUGCGCUGGGAGCCCUCCAAGAAAGAUUCAGAUAAGGCCAAACUGGAGAUCAAGAGCAUCAAAGAGGUGCGCCUUGGGAAGAAGACACCGGUGUUGCGCAGCAAUGGUCUUUCGGAUCAGUUCCCUGAUGAGUGUGCUUUCUCUAUAAUCUACGGAGAUAACUAUGAGUCCCUAGACCUAGUGGGCAGCACUGCGGACGUUGUCAGUACGUGGGUGAUGGGGCUGAGAUAUUUGGUGUCGUAUGGCAGGCACCCUGUUGAUAUGGUGGAACAAAGCCAGCCUAGCCUGCGAACGUCCUGGAUAGGAUCUGUGUUUGAGCUCGCGGAUAUGGAGAAGGAUGGAUACAUAGACCUGUUCCGUGCCACCCAGAUCAUAAAAGGCCUCAACCCAGGCAUGAAAGAGUCCAGGAUAGAACUCAAGUUUAAGGAGCUCCAGAAGGCUAAAGACCAAUAUGGAGAAGAUAUUAACAUGGACACAUUUGUGGAGGCCUAUUGUGAGCUGUGCACGCGUCCAGAGAUUUUUUUCUUGCUGGUGCAGUUCUCCAGUAAUAAGGAGUAUUUGGACAGUAAGGACUUAAUGCUGUUUGUGGAGGUGGAGCAGGGAGUGGAGGGCGUUAAUGAAGACAUGUGCAGGGAAAUUGUUCAGAAGUUUGAGCCAUCCGCUGAAGGCAGGGAGCGAGGUUACCUCUCCAUCGACGGUUUCACUCACUACCUCCUUUCCUCCGAGUGCCACAUCUUUGAUCCCCAGCACAAGCGUGUGUGCCAAGACAUGACCCAACCUUUAUCCCAUUACUACAUCAACUCUUCACACAACGCGUCCCUUCUCGAAGACCACUUCUGGGGCUCGUCAGACAUAAGCAGCUACAUCCGAGCACUGCGGAUGGGCUGCCGUAGCCUGGAGGUCAUCGUAUGGGACGGACCAGAUAACGAACCAGUGGUGUACGUGGGGAGCUCUGUCGCCUCUCAGCUGGCUUUCUCUAAGGUGCUCGACAUCAUAAACCAGUAUGCUUUCGAGAGCUCAGAGUAUCCGCUAAUUCUUUGCUUGGUGACACACUGUUGCAUCCACCAGCAGAGGGUCAUUGCCCAGCACAUGAAGAAGAUCCUCGGAGACAAGCUGUACGUAGACCUUCCCAACAAAGAGGAGAUUUACCUGCCCUCCCCAGAACAACUCAGAGGGAAAAUCCUCAUCAAGGGUAAAAGGCUACCCCCCAGCUGUACUGAGACCGAAGGGGAUGUGACGGAUGAGGAGGAGGGUCUAGAGAUGUCACGGAGGUUAGGAGCCAAUGAGAAGGACCAGCUAAAUGGCUUGGGCAGGAGACUCAGGCUCUGUCGGGAGCUGUCUGACCUUGUUUCCCUCUGUAAGUCAGUUCAGUUCAGGGACUUUGACAUAUCCAAGAAAGAACAGAAAUACUGGGAAAUAUGCUCUUUCAACGAGGUGGACGCAAACAGGUUUGCCAAUGAAUUCCCAGAGGAUUUUGUCUGCUAUAACAAGCGCUUUCUCUCCAGGAUAUACCCCACACCCAUGCGGAUCGAUGCGAGUAACAUAAACCCCCAGGACUUCUGGAAAUGUGGCUGCCAGAUUGUGGCCAUGAACUACCAGACCCCCGGACUGAUGAUGGACCUGAACCUGGGCUGGUUCAGACAGAACGGGAACUGCGGCUAUGUGCUGCGGCCAGCCAUCAUGAGGGAGGAGGUGUCCUACUUCAGUGCAAACGCCCGAGACUCCCUCCCGGGGGUGUCUGCCCAGCUUCUCCACAUAAAGGUCAUCAGCGGGCAGAACCUGCCCAAGCCCCGUGGCUCCGCUGCCAAGGGCGAUGUGGUGGAGCCUUACAUCUACGCCGAGAUCCACGGCAUCCCCGCCGACUGUGCCGAGCAGAGAACGAAAACCGUGUCCCAGAACGGAGACAACCCCGUUUUUGACGAGAGCUUCGAGUUUCAGAUUAAUUUACCUGAACUGGCCGCACUCCGCUUCGUGGUGCUGGACGACGACUACAUCGGAGACGAGUUCAUCGGUCAGUACACCAUCCCUUUCGAGUGCCUGCAGCCCGGCUACAGACAUGUGCCCCUGCAGUCUCUGACUGGGGAGUUUCUGGCCAACACCACCUUGUUUGUUCACAUUGCUAUCACCAAUAGACGGGGAGGAGGCAAGGCCCAUAAGAGGGGACUAUCUGUGAGGAAGGGGCGUAAGACCCGGGAGUACACAUCCACCAAGACUACGGGCAUCAAGGUCGUAGAUGAGCUCUUCAGAGCCUCCACCCAGCCUCUCCGGGAAGCCACGGACCUGAGGGAGAACGUGCAGAAUGCCCUGGUGUCCUUCAAGGAGCUGUGCGGGCUGACGCCAGCGGCCAACAUGAAGCAGUGCAUCCUGACCGUGUCCACGUGGCUGAUGAACAGCGAGCGCGUGCUGCAGCUGACCGUGGACCUCAGUGAGACCUACCCCGCCAUGGAGGCCCAGGGCCCUGUGCCCGAGCUGCUGCGCAAAGUGCUCACCGCCUACGACAUGGGCUUGACUUCCACGUGGACCUUCACCGCAUUGGGGCCAGAGAGGGCUUGAAGGGCCGCAAGCUGCAGAAGGCCAUGGAGAGCUACGCCUGGAACAUCACUGUGCUCAAGGGCCAGGCAGACCUGCUGAAGCACGCCAAGAACGAGGCGCUGGACACUCUGCGGCAGAUCCACUGCGCCGCCCAGUCCUGUGGCCUCAGCAAGAGCGGGGCAGCGUCCCCCCAGCUCCCGCACCACCCUCUCCCCCCGGCCUCCCUCAGCCUCCCCCAGCCACAGCACCACCCUCUCCCACCGGCCUCCCUCAGCCUCCCCCAGCCACAGCACCACCCUCUCCCCUCGGCCUCCCUCAGCCUCCCCCAGCCACAGCAGCAGCACCCCCAGCAGAAGGCCCUAUCCCCUGCCCAACCCCAGCCCCAGGCCCCUUCCCUGAAUGCCGCCACGCCCCAUCCCCAUCCCCAUCCCCAUCCCCACCACCUACCCCUACCCCUGCACCCGCCACCCCAGCCGCAGGCCCAAUCCCAGGCCUCGCCUCGGGCCUCCCUCCGGCCUCUGCCUCCCUCCGUUCCCCCUCCUUCUUUGAUCCCGUUUAUUCCCGCUUUCCCCCACCCCCCAGCGUAUUCCCCGGUCCAGCAUCCACCACAGACUGUACACCAGCCUCCACCACAAACUGUACCCCAACCUCCACCAAAGCCCCAGUCCCUACCCCAGUCCCACCCUGCACCCACACCUCAAGCCCAGCUACAGCCCCAGUACCUACCCCACGCCCAACCUCCGACCCAGCCUCUGAGCCAGUCUCUGCCCCAGCCACAGCCCAAGCCUCUACCCCAGGCCCAGUUCCAACCGCAGACCCAACCCCAGGCCCAGCUUCAACCCAAGCUCCAGUCCCAGUUUCUACCCCAGACCCAGCUCCAACUGCAGGCCCAGUCCCAGCCUCUACCCCAGCUCCAGCCCCAGCUCCAGGCCCAGCUUCUACCCCAGCAGCAGAAGGCAGCAGGCCCAUCGGACCCGGUCCCCGAGAAGGAGCCAAUCAGAGAGCCUGCCGCUGGCUCCUGCUGACAUACAGCCUGUGCCCACAGAGGACCCAAUAAGCUGAACAGAGACAGAGACACGGACAUGAACAGGGAGGUCAGUGAGGAGGGGAAGGUGGAGGAAGGGAGGGGAAGAGAGGUAGCGGCACAGGGGAAGCCCCGUCGUGUUAGGAGUGAGACACAGGUCUGAGAGUGGGAGGGAGCUGCAGGUGAUCAAAAGAGGGUCAAAGUGGGACGUGGAAAAAGCUGGACAUUUAAAGGAGGAUGAAACAUCUUUUGAAAUGCUGAGUUUUAAUAGCUGCAGGGAUAAAAGAGUGGCGAGGGCCUGGGGGGAUUUAAUGUGAGUGAGUGGCAAGCAAAUUCAAAAGCCCUGCUACAAAGUGCCACUUGUUGAAGAGUAAAUUUGAACCACUCGUCAAACGAGAGCUGGAGUGGAUUUGCACAAAAGAACAUUGGCUGAUGCACACAUUAUAAAAAUGAUUGUUUAAGAGUACAACAUAGCUUAUUUUUGGCAUUUCAUUAUGAGGUUCCAUUACUCAUUCAUGCACAAAAAACUGACAUAACACAUUACUCUUAUAAUGAAUGUAAUUAAAGGUGUUAGGUAAGAUUUAAGAGCUACAAUUUGAGCAUUGUUUCUAAGAAAUGGCCUAGCCGUCCGUCAUUGAAAUGCGCUUUGAGAAUAUCUCUUCCAGUUGAAUGUGUGCCUGCUCUCUAUGAGCCAAUUUAUAUUUCAAAUUGUUCCCUGCUUCAAUGUUGGAUACAAUCAGAAAAUCUCCUCCCCGAUCGGUAAAAAUAAUCCAUCUUGCCUGUGAGUCCCAGGUGUGUGAACACAAACAAUUUUUCAAUGUUGUAGAAUUGUUUGGAGACAGGAAGACGAGGGGACCUAUUUUGGGAUUGCUCGUUUAUUAUUUAAUGCUGCUCCCUAUCGCACUUUUUCUGCUCUCUCUCUACAACUCAAAAAUCUUACCUAAAGCAGCUUUAAUUAAACAAGUAUUGUUUCAUCUCCCUUUUGACGGAUGUAACAGUCUAACCAUAGCUAUCCAGCGCUGAACUUACCAUUGAAAUAGACCGACUGUCAAGUUAACGUGGGCUCCGUCGGUCUUUGACUCUCUCUUGAUGUGAAGAAAGAAAGGAAUGAAAGACAGCUUCAGGGUUGGAUCUUGAAUCAGCCACUUCAGUCAGGUGUGUCUCUGUCUCUCUUUGGCCACUUGGGGGCGCUCACUACUUGCCCCCACUACACUAUUUGAUACAGAUCUAUGGGUACAGGCUCUCAAUGUUAUUGGCAUUUCAUACCGCAUAUAUUUGCCUUUGAAUUUCCCCGCAAAAGACACUUUGGCAAGUCUUUGUUUUUUAUUUUGUUGUACUUUUAAUUUGCUGUCUUUCUUUGUGGCUAUCUUUCCCCCCCGUCAUUUUGAUUCCACCUCUUUCGAUUGUCAACCUUAGAUUUCCUCCUGCUCAAUGCAGCCUAGAGGCAGCUUCCCUCAAGACAAAAAUAAUAAAUAAGAGAUAGUCAUUAUUUUUUUCUGCAGUGCGCCAAGUCUUGCAACUUGAACCCCAGAUGAACUAUAUAGAACUCACCGACCAUCUCAGAACCGUCCAGGAACAUGCGGUUGGUGGCAAUGAAUAAGAAGUAAAAGAAAAAAAAAGCGGAAAUCUACCCUCACAGCAGCUGUUAAUCAUCUCAUAAUGGUGUUGUUGUCGUCCUAAAUGGAGUCUUCUUCAGUGAUGAAGGUCUUCCUCCUCUUCUACCUCCCUUUCCUUUAAACAGUAAUCAAGUCCGGCCCGAAGGACUCUGCGUGCCGUGCGUGUGUGAUGUCAUUUGCGUCAGUUAUAUUUUGGUCUUGGGUUAGCUCACAAAUGACUCCCAAAAGACCAACUGUCAAAAGGAAAAGCACGCUACUGCUGUCUGUUGUCCGAGCCUACAGAGUAUAAGUGUUUUUUUUUUGGGGGGGGGGGGGGGGGGGGGUGUUUGGUUGUAAAAACUGUAUGUAAGAUGAAGGGAACAAUGUUAAUGAUCACAGAAACAAACGUUGAAGAUUGACAUUAUAAUAAUAAUAAAUGUUUAGAAAUUAAUAUCACAAUUUGUUUUUAUACACAUUACUUCGCUAUAGACAAAGUUGUGUUAAGUGAAAGAAGCAGGGUAGUUAAGACUGCUGAAAGGGUAUGAUGAACACCCACACAGGUUGGUCAAACAUUAGCCAAUGAGUGUUUCGUUUUUUUCUGUUUCAUCACAAUAUCAAGUAAUUGUGUACUCUUUAAGAGUUAUUUUAAGUGGCCCAUUAAAAUAGCCGUCAUUGUUG
Gadus morhua (Atlantic cod) is the source of this 6614-nucleotide messenger RNA. It is a transcript of the gene plcl5, whose product is annotated as phospholipase C like 5. Gene Ontology annotation, biological process: gamma-aminobutyric acid signaling pathway; release of sequestered calcium ion into cytosol; phosphatidylinositol metabolic process. Gene Ontology annotation, molecular function: phosphatidylinositol-4,5-bisphosphate phospholipase C activity. Lineage: Eukaryota; Metazoa; Chordata; Actinopteri; Gadiformes; Gadidae. The record is from RefSeq and is a predicted model, not a curated record.